This is a messenger RNA of Pseudoliparis swirei, 3648 nucleotides long. RefSeq names its product ribosomal protein S6 kinase, polypeptide 5 (gene rps6ka5). NCBI's taxonomy places the organism in Eukaryota, Metazoa, Chordata, Actinopteri, Perciformes, Liparidae. The record is from RefSeq and is a predicted model, not a curated record. The coding region runs from base 169 to 2634 and encodes 821 amino acids. The transcript is spliced from 17 exons. Gene Ontology annotation, biological process: intracellular signal transduction; regulation of DNA-templated transcription; protein phosphorylation. Gene Ontology annotation, molecular function: protein serine/threonine kinase activity; magnesium ion binding; ATP binding.
GCAACAAUCUGCCCAAUAUAUAUUGUCAAGUGUGGCGCCUCAGUAACAGGCGUUUAACUCUCCUGCUUAACAAUCAAUUUCCUCCUACAUUAGCAUCGCAAACUAGCUUACGAGGUGAACGUCCACCUCGUCCGAGAAAGCGUCUUUGAACGUAACUGGAGCACAAGGAUGCCAUCCCCGAUGGAGGGAUCGUCCAGAGAAGGUGACCUCUUUACUGUGAAACACGAGCUGAAAAACGCCAACUUGACGGGCCACGUCGAGAGGGUGGGCAUCGAAAACUUUGAGCUGUUAAAGGUCCUCGGCACCGGAGCAUACGGCAAGGUGUUCUUGGUGAGGAAAGUGAGCGGCCACGAUGCCGGGAAGCUGUACGCCAUGAAAGUGUUGAAGAAGGCCACCAUCGUGCAGAAGGCAAAGACGGCCGAACACACGCGCAGCGAGCGCCAAGUGCUGGAGCAUAUUCGCCAGUCGCCGUUCCUUGUCACGCUUCACUACGCCUUCCAGACGGACACCAAGCUGCACCUCAUUCUCGAUUAUGUAAAUGGUGGGGAGCUCUUCACACAUCUGGUGCAAAGAGUGCGAUUUAAGGAGCUAGAAGUUGCUUUGUACAGUGGAGAGAUUGUGUCGGCACUAGAACAUCUGCACAAGCUCGGGAUCGUCUACCGGGACCUGAAGCUUGAGAACAUUCUGCUGGAUUCAAGCGGUCACAUAGUUCUCACAGACUUUGGCCUCAGCAAAGAAUUUGAUCAGGUGGAAAGAGCGUUUUCUGUCUGUGGCACCAUCGAAUACAUGGCCCCAGAAAUAGUGGAAGGAGGAGAGUCCGGACACGACAAGGCGGUGGACUGGUGGAGCCUCGGCGUGCUGAUGUACGAGCUUUUGACUGGCGGGUCGCCGUUCACCGUCGACGGCAACGAGAACUCGCACACGGACAUCGCCAAGAGGAUUUCAAAAAGGGAUCCUCCUUUCCCCAAAGAUAUGGCACCUCUGGCCAAAGACCUCAUCCAGCGACUCCUCGUCAAAGAUCCAAAGAAGCGAUUGGGCUCCGGUCCUGACGGAGCGGAGAACGUAAAGAAACACCCGUUUUACCAGAAAAUGAACUGGGAGGACUUGGCAGCUAAGAAGGUGCCCGCCCCGUUCAAGCCGGUGAUUCGAGACGAACUGGACGUCAGCAACUUUGCAGAGGAGUUCACGGAGAUGGACCCCACCUACUCUCCUGCAGCGCUGCCCCAGAACUGUGACCGCAUCUUUCAGGGCUACUCCUUCAUGGCCCCCUCCAUCCUCUUCAAGAGGAAUGUGGUGAUGGACGACCACGUCCAGCUGUGCGGCGGCUCCGAGAGGCCAAGCUCUGCCGCGGUGGCCCGCAGCGCCAUGAUGAAGGACUCCCCGUUCUACAUGAGCUAUGAGAUGGACCUGAAGGACAGCGCUCUGGGAGAGGGCAGCUUCUCCAUCUGCAGACGCUGCACACACAAGAAGACGGGACUGAAGUACGCAGUCAAGAUCGUCAGCAAGAGGAUGGAGGCCCAGACUCAGCGGGAAAUGGCCGCCCUGAAGCUGUGCGACGGCCACCCGAACAUCGUCAAGUUGCAUGAGAUCUACCACGACCAGCUCCACACGUUCAUGAUCCUGGAGCUGCUGGGCGGAGGCGAGCUGCUGGAGAGGAUCCGCAGGAAGCAGCACUUCAGCGAGACGGAGGCCAGCCGCAUCAUGAGGAGGCUGGUGUCGGCCGUCAGUCACAUGCACGACGUGGGCGUGGUGCACCGGGACCUCAAACCGGAGAACCUGCUCUUCACGGACGACAGUGAGAACUCCGAGAUCAAAAUCAUCGACUUUGGCUUCGCGCGCCUCAAACCGCCAGACAAUCAGCUGCUGAAGACGCCGUGCUUCACCCUGCAGUACGCGGCGCCGGAGAUCCUCAAGUACGACGGCUACGACGAGUCCUGCGACCUCUGGAGCCUCGGGGUCAUCCUGUUCACCAUGCUGUCUGGCCAGGUGCCGUUUCAGUGUCAGGAGAAGAGCCUGACUCACACCAGUGCUGAGGAGAUUAUGAAGAAAAUCAAACUGGGAGACUUCUCCUUUGAAAGCGAGGCGUGGAGAAACGUGUCCCAGCAGGCCAAGGACCUGAUCCGAGAGCUGCUGACGGUGGACCCGAACAAGAGGAUCAAGAUGUGCAGCCUGCGCUACAACGCCUGGCUGCAGGACGACAGCCAGCUGUCCUCCAACCCGCUCAUGACGCCGGACAUCCUGGGCUCCUCCACGGCCGCCGUCCACACCUACGUCAAAGCCACCUUUCACGCGUUCAACAAAUGUAAGCGUGAAGGUUUCCGCCUGCAGACGGUGGACAAAGCGCCGCUGGCCAAGAGAAGGAAGAUGAAGAAGACGAGCACCAGCACGGAGACGCGCAGCAGCUCCAGCGAGAGCACCCGCUCCUCGUCCUCCUCCUCGCAGUCGCAGGAGAAGACUUUCACGGAGGGCGAAGCCAAGCCGCCGACGCCCCUCACCUCGCCCCUCACCACGCCCCUCACCUCGCCACUCACCACGCCACUCAGCACGCCACUCAACACGCCACUGGACACGCCCGCGGCCAUAGGAGGCGACGCCGAGCACCAGCCGGCCUUCCACUUCUCUGAAGGACAGUAAGAUGGCGAGGGCCAAAAAAAAUGAGGAAGAAAUUCUGAUGGUUUUAGGACCUGGCGGAUUCAGAUGGUUUCGUGACCCGGUGGAUUCAGACAGUUUCGUGACUCGGAGGAUUCAGACAGUUUCGUGACUCGGAGGAUUCAGACAGAUUCGUGACCCGGAGGAUUCAGGUUUUAGGACCCGGAGGAUUCAGACAGUUUCGUGACCCGGCGGAUUCGGAUAGUUUCGUGACCUGGAGGAUUCGGAUAGUUUCGUGACCCGGAGGAUUCAGAUGGUUUUAGGACCCAGAAGAUUCAGACGGUUUUAGGACCCGGAGGACGGCUCUGGCCCGGCGUAGAGACCUCCGUCUCUGGCAGCUCUCCGCAUCCGGCUCCACCUGCAUGGAUGUUUCCAGAACCAAAGCAUGCGGCGCCCGUCACCUCGAUAUCAUUCAACCUUCUCUAGCAAUAGCCUAAUCCUUUUUGUUUCCUCUCACUUUCACAAACAGACUGUUUUUUCAAUCAGGGACCAGGAAGAAGUCGGCACCUGUGUCCAAAAUGAGGGAAAAAAGGUGGCUGACUGUUUCCACAUGGGGUGGAGAAAGGGGUAAACAAGAGACAACAAGAGGGCAAGAAGUGCAUUCAUUUUGUCAGUUUAAGGGUUCGGGUAUCGCAAGCAGAUUUGCAUACGUCACUCCCGGCUUAAUUUCGCGGGUGCCGUGAACAGAUUUGCGUCCGUCACUUCCGCCAAGUGGUUAACGUCAGUGUUCCAUUUGAUACAGACUUAUCAGCCACGCAGUGCACUACAGAUGUCAGUGCGCUGUAUUGCAGUGUACUGUAUUGCAGUGUACUUCGUAAAGUGUCCGGUAGUAGACACAGCCUGAGUGUUUACAUCGCGGAAGAAGCAGUAGUAACAGGUUGUCUAUUUGUGCAUUUUACAGACUUAAGAUUUAUUUAUGAUAAGCUAUAUCGUUAACUUAUUUAGGGUUCGGACUGAUCUGAAAAUAAGUGUGUGUGUGUGUGUGUGUGUGUGUGUGUG